AUGCCUGUUCAGUCCAAAGAGGACCCAUUAGUUGUCCUGUACAAUCAUUACCUCACCCUCUUUCGCGCCCAGGUCCGCCGCAUACCUAGAUCUGUCAAACUUGCCGCCACCGCCGCCCUCGUUCUGUCCAUCCUCUCCUCUAGCUAUGGCGGUUACAAGUGGUGGCAGGUUCAUUCAAAAGAGAAGGCCCAGGGCCGGACUCUGGUCCGCAAGAAUAGUGGCUUAAGAGGGAAAGGAGGAGAACGCAUCAUCUAUGUUCCCAAGGGCGAUACCACCUCCAAAGUCAUCAUCCAUCCCACACGCUCCACGACAUUUGAUGCCCAUCGCAGACUGUUUCUGACACCUCCACGAGUCACUCGUCUGACCAGCGGUACUUCGACUCCGGCCUAUGGCCCUCCUCCUCCGCAAACAAAACCCGGCCUCAACCUAGCUUUCCUCCAUCAAUUCCUCAGUCUAGCGAACAUCAUGAUCCCGAGGUUCCGAAGCAAGGAGACUGCCUUACUCCUGAGCCAUGCCGUCUUCCUGAUCUUGAGAACAUACCUGUCUCUUCUUGUCGCGAGGCUGGACGGUGCGAUAGUACGAGACCUGGUCGGCGGUCAUGGAAAGCAAUUUCUGCUCGGGCUUCUGAGAUGGCUGUCCAUUGGCACACUAGCCUCCUAUACCAACUCGAUGAUCAAAUUCCUCCAGUCCAAAAUAUCAAUCGCCUUCCGCACGCGGCUGACGAGGUACAUCCAUGACCUCUACUUGAACUCGAACCUCACUUACUAUAAACUCACAAAUCUAGACGGCGGAGUCGAAGGCGCAGAUCAAUUCAUCACACAAGAUCUUACAUUAUUUUGUACAGCGGCGGCAUCAUUGUAUUCUUCUCUGGGCAAACCUCUGGUUGACAUAUUCGUCUUCAACUAUCAACUCUACCGCUCACUCGGUCCCUUGGCUCUGACCGGUCUUCUGGUGAAUUACUUUGGCACUGCUACCAUGCUUCGGAGGCUGUCUCCGCCCUUUGGGAAAUUAAAGGCCAUCGAAGGCAAGAAGGAAGGAGAUUUCCGUGGGCUUCAUGCGAGAUUGAUCGCCAAUGCAGAAGAGGUUGCCUUUUACGGCGGUGCCGACGUCGAAAAGGUCUAUCUCGACAGGUCAUUCAAAGAACUCCGGAGUUGGAUGGAGGGUAUUUACAACGUCAAAGUCCGGUAUAAUAUGCUGGAGGACUUUAUUCUGAAGUACUCGUGGUCUGCGUUUGGCUAUAUUAUUACUUCGAUUCCUGUUUAUCUCCCUGCAUGGGCCGGAUUAAAUACGAUUCUCGAAGCUACUUCCAGCUCAGGCAGAGAGGUCGCAGAAUCCUCUCGGUCGGGAUCGCACAUGAAAGAAUUCACCACCAACAAGAGACUCAUGCUCUCGCUCGCCGACGCAGGUGGUCGCAUGAUGUACAGCAUCAAAGACCUCUCUGAACUGGCCGGCUACACGUCCCGAGUCUACCAACUCAUCUCAACUCUUCAUCGAGUGCACGCCAACGCCUAUGCGCCCAUAGGGCGCCGAGCCUCUCAAAGGGUCGAGCUCUACUCCCUCGCGGACGUACAAGGCACAAUCCAAUACGGCUUUGACGGCGUUCGUCUUGAAGACGUCCCUGUCGUAGCACCAGGCUUGUGGCCCUACGGUGGCGACGAGUUAAUCGAAUCUCUCUCCUUUGUCGUCCACAGUGGCGAACAUCUACUCAUAUCCGGCUCCAAUGGAGUUGGUAAAUCCGCCAUUGCCCGCAUUGUUGGAGGGCUUUGGCCCGUUUACCGUGGCUUGGUCUCGCGACCUCGAAACAACGGCAUGGAUGGAAUCAUGUUCCUACCACAGCGACCCUACCUCAGCAUUGGCACGCUAAGAGAUCAAGUCAUCUACCCGCAUACGGAGAUGGAUAUGCGAGAGAACAAUCGACGGGACAGUGAACUAGAGCGAAUCCUCGAGGAAGCCAAACUUGGCCACUUACUAGCAAGAGAGGGUGGCUGGGACACGCGCAAGGAGUGGAAAGACGUGCUCUCGGGCGGCGAGAAACAGCGGAUGGCCAUUGCUCGCUUGUUCUACCACGAACCCAAAUACGCCUUUCUCGACGAGGGGACUUCUGCGGUAUCCUCGGAUGUUGAAGGCUUGCUCUAUGAGCGGUGCAAAGAGAAGGGGAUCACGAUCAUAACUCUAUCCACACGCGCCAGUCUCCGAAAAUACCACACAUUCAACCUCCUGCUAGGCCUGGGCGAGGAAGGGUUUGAUUGGGAACUGGUCCGAAUAGGCACGGACGAGGAGAAGUUGGGAGUGGAAAAGGAGAUCGCCGAACUGAAGCAGAAACUGGCCAUGGUGGAUACAUGGGAGAAAAGGAGAAAAGAGAUUCAGGACGAGCUGAACCAGGUCUUUGUCGUCAGGGACGGCCAGGACACUGGGCAAAAGAGGAAUUUGGAACGUCCGGGGUACAUUGGAGACGAGGCUGAAUCACAGCAGGAGACUCCAUGA
Molecule: messenger RNA, 2484 nt
Organism: Cladophialophora psammophila CBS 110553
Lineage: Eukaryota; Fungi; Ascomycota; Eurotiomycetes; Chaetothyriales; Herpotrichiellaceae
Exons: 1
Coding region: 1-2484 (827 amino acids)
Biological process (GO): long-chain fatty acid import into peroxisome; very long-chain fatty acid catabolic process; peroxisome organization
Cellular component (GO): peroxisomal membrane
Molecular function (GO): ABC-type transporter activity; long-chain fatty acid transmembrane transporter activity; ATP hydrolysis activity
Source: RefSeq, a predicted model, not a curated record